This is a messenger RNA of Triplophysa dalaica, 2429 nucleotides long. It is a transcript of the gene plp2b, whose product is annotated as proteolipid protein 2b. The transcript is spliced from 5 exons. The record is from RefSeq and is a predicted model, not a curated record. Bases 232 to 687 code for a protein of 151 amino acids. Gene Ontology annotation, cellular component: membrane. Lineage: Eukaryota; Metazoa; Chordata; Actinopteri; Cypriniformes; Nemacheilidae.
GAGAGUUGUAAAGUAGACAACGCCCCAGACAGACUGCUUUCUUUCUUCGGAACUGUUGCUCAGUGAACUUUUCGCUCAGCUUGGAUUCAGUGGCACCAGGAAGUACGCCGAUCGGCUCAUUUGCUUCAAAGUAAACGAACUACAACGAUAGCAAGUGUUUCUCCACGUUUGCUGACAGGAACCCUGGCUCUAUAAGAAAACGUUACACAGUAUACUGGAAAUAUCUGCAGAAUGGCAGAAAGUGAGGCCACUCCGUUUGCAAACUGUCUGGAGAAACUGAAGAGCUAUGUGCGUACUCGGAAAGGGACGAUUCUGGCCGCCGAAAUACUCAUCAGUUUCAUCAUCAUCAUCUGUUAUGCUGCAUCUCUCUAUGGAGGAUAUUCAGCAGUUGCCAUAUGUGAGAUGGUCUUUGCCAUAAUCUUCUUCAUUAUCUUCAUGAUGGAACUGGACAAACAGAUCCAGGUUGUGAACUGGACCUGGAGUGACCUGUUCCGCGCUGGGAUUGGUGCACUCCUCUAUCUCAUAACCUCUCUGAUCUGUGUGAUUGGUGGAGCUGGGGAUGGGGCUCGCAUCGCUGGUGGGGUGUUCGGCCUGCUGGCUGGAAUCUUGUUUGGAUAUGAUACUUAUACUAUCUUCUUGGAUGUCAAGAACAAUAGGCAGCAUACAGCUGCUAGUACAGGUCGCUGAAGGCUGUUCAAAGAAUGUUUACGGCUGUCUUUUGGGAUUUUAAACAAACAGUAAUUCUGGGGGAUGCCAGUGGCAUCACUGGUAUCUCACCAAGAGCAAUGGCAUUUAAAAAGACAGAGCGUUUUGUAAUUUAGUUUCUUUCCCUUUUGCUUAUGUCAAGUAACUGUAACCAUUUAACCUAACUAACUAGUCCCUAAUCAUUUAAUUUGCACAUUCCUUUGUGUUUCCUUUGUCAUUUUUUAACAGCAGACACAGUUUGAAAGCUUCUCUCACUACAACAAUAACAGCAACCAAAACAUGGAUAAACGUUGUAACAUGGCUCAAAGGAGAGACGGCCAGCGAUUGAAGAAGAGCUUAAGACCAGAAGAAGAAAAAGGAUGAAAACAUUAGAUAAAAUGACUGAUGUUUAUGCAAAAAGGGAUGAAGUAAUUAGGAAGUUGUGUUUUGUGCUCUUUACUGCUUUUUUGUAAAUAAAAAAAUAGCCAAAUAUGAAGUUUGAGAAAGUAUUUGCUAUCCAAAGAGUUUCUAAAGAUUGUCUUGGUCAGCUUGUAUCUUUGGUGGGUUUUAAAAGCAGCAUUCUUCAUGUGCUGCUAAAAACACAUUUGAAAGGCAGUAAUUCUUUAAAACUCAUGGAUAAAUAACCGGUUUCACCCUGCAGUGUUUUAAAUUAAAGUUAAAAUAUGUUGGAAAACUUGAUCUAGUCUAGUUUAGUUUGGUGCUGUUUUUGUCUGAUAAGACAUUAGUUUUUUUUUUUACUUUGGUAUGAUGUACAAUUUCAACCAUUCUUUGUACCUGUAACCAAUUUUCAGUAGGUUUUAAUUGUCCGUUUGUUUUUUGCCAAUCAGCUCAACUAGUUUAUAGACACAUUCAACUCAGUUGCAGUCCUGUAUAGGUAAAAAGCAGUUGAAUUAAUUGUCUGACUGUUUAAAGAACUGAUCUAAACUCUUUUACAAUGCCUUUGAUAUUUAAGACACCAAGUUCAAAUUUCCUUGGGUUGGUACAAUAUCUUUAUUUUAAUUAACCUUGCUUAAAUAUUAGCAUAUAACAUGUUACCUCGAAAGAUGCUCACUAUUUGCCAUACAUGUGUUGUUUUUUAUUUUAAUAAACUGAGUCAUGUAUUGGAUGAGUCAUGUAACGUCUUAGAAUAUGGCUUUCAUCACAUGCAACCCUUUUCAUUAGUUUAGGUGUGUAAGUAAAAGCAAAGCAAAAUUGUGAAAUUGUUACUACCCUUUGUUUUUUUUUAUUGUUUGUUCUCAAGAAAAAAAUUAAUGAUUAAUUUUUAUUUUGAAGAGAACAGUCAUGAAAAAUUGCACAACAUGGUCAGUUAUCUUUUCCUAUGUAUGGGUUGGACAGUGACCUACAGUUUAGUACAACACAAAAAUCUGGCAUUUUAAAUACAGUUUAUUUUAUUUAUAAUUAUAAAUGAUCAUUCGGGGGUUUUCAACAUUGUUUUCUUGUUUUAUCCUGUUCAUAUCAGCUUUAUGUUUGGAAGAACUUAGCUUUUCCACACUCAUUUCUUGAUAUCAUUAUUUAUGAGUUGGGCAGAAAGGGUAACAGUUUUGUUUUGUCUUUUGUUUCAUCAACUCAGGAUGUUUUGAAACCGCAAUUUGUAAACAAACGUUUUGAGUACACUAUGCUUUUUAAAUGAUGGAAAAUAGUUUCAGAAUGAUAUCCCACUAAUUCGUGUUUCUGGUAUUUUGAUAAGAUUUCACACCAUUUAAUAAAAGUUACAUGUUUUACUA